AUGAAGAUAACAUCCAAACAACAACAUGUAACAAUGAGGUCUCCGAGACUAGUACAGGUAACAAAAACAACAUGGAAACAACAACUCAAAAUGAACCAAGAAAUGAACAAGAGAACUCCACUUUGGAAAGAAAUACAACUUUUAGCUCCA
Messenger RNA from Cetraspora pellucida, 150 nucleotides. The record is from the annotation of a GenBank genome assembly. NCBI's taxonomy places the organism in Eukaryota, Fungi, Glomeromycota, Glomeromycetes, Diversisporales, Gigasporaceae.